AUGCAAUCCUCAACAAAAGAUAUCAAUCAACCUCUGCUUGAUUCCAAGUCUCCUUCAAUUACAACAAACCGACCUCAUGGAUCCACCGACGAGCUCGAAAACAUUUUGUCAGACAUUACGGUGCCAUUCUCGCAGCGUAUGUGGAUUGCGACCAGAAUUGAAUCUAAGCUUCUCUUCAAAUUGGCUGCGCCUGCUGUCAUUGUUUAUAUGAUCAAUUAUCUCAUGUCCAUGUCCACAAAUAUCUCCUGCGGCCAACUCGGAAACCUCGAGCUUGCUGCGUCCUCUCUCGGCAACACUGGCAUCCAAAUGUUCGCUUAUGGUCUCAUGUUGGGAAUGGGAAGUGCAGUGGAGACUCUAUGUGGACAAGCAUAUGGUGCACAAAAGUACGAAAUGCUAGGCAUAUACCUUCAAAAAUCAACAAUUCUUCUAACUCUUACUGGAAUCCUACUAUCAAUCAUCUACAUUUUCUCCAGAAAAAUUUUAAUUUUCCUUGGUGAAUCCCCAGAGAUCGCAUCAGCAGCAUCAAUCUUCGUCUUCGGCCUUAUCCCUCAAAUUUUUGCGUACGCCGUGAACUUUCCAAUUCAAAAAUUUAUGCAAGCACAAAGCAUAAUAGCUCCAAGUGCAUACAUAUCAGCUGUCACGCUUAUAAUCCAUGUAUUCCUAAGUUGGCUCACUGUGUAUAAACUUGGGUUUGGAUUGUUAGGUGCAUCCCUUGUGUUGAGCUUUUCUUGGUGGAUUGUUGUGAUAGCUCAGUUCGUAUAUAUUGUUAAGAGUGAGAAGUGUAGAUACACAUGGAGAGGAUUUAGUGCACAAGCCUUCACUGGACUACCUGCGUUCUUCAAGUUAUCGGCUGCAUCGGCAGUGAUGCUUUGCUUGGAGACUUGGUACUUACAACUUCUUGUUCUAUUGGCAGGGUUACUAGAGAAUCCUCAGUUGGCCUUAGAUUCCCUUUCAAUCUGCAUGUCAAUUGUGGGAUGGGCUUUUAUGACAAUAGUCGGCUUCAAUGCAGCGGCAAGUGUGAGAGUUGGGAAUGAACUGGGAUCUAAGCAUCCAAAGUCAGCAGCAUUUUCUGUAAUAGUUGUGAACUCGAUCUCUCUCAUAAUAUCGGUAAUCGUAGCAAUUAUAUUGUUGACAUUACGCGAUGUCGUAAGUUACAUCUUCACGGAAGGUGAAGAAGUCGCUGCAGCUGUCUCAGAUCUCUGCCCGCUUCUAGCUAUCACCAUUAUCCUCAACUCUGUGCAACCUGUUAUGUCUGGUGUGGCUGUUGGAUGUGGAUGGCAAGCUUUUGUAACAAAAGUUAAUGUGGGAUGUUACUAUUUAGUUGGCAUCCCCUUUGGUGUAAUUCUUGGUUUUUACUUCAAUCUGGGUGCCAAGGGGAUAUGGUCAGGAAUGCUUUGUGGGACUGCAAUGCAGACCAUCAUUUUGUUAUGGGUAACAUUUCGUACAGAUUGGAAUAAAGAGGUUGAAGAAUCUUUGAAGAGAUUGGAUGAGUGGGGGAGGGAGGACAAGAAGCAGCCACUUUUGAGUUGA
This is a messenger RNA of Tripterygium wilfordii, 1530 nucleotides long. Its product is annotated as protein DETOXIFICATION 40-like. Gene Ontology annotation, biological process: xenobiotic detoxification by transmembrane export across the plasma membrane. Bases 1 to 1530 code for a protein of 509 amino acids. Gene Ontology annotation, cellular component: membrane. The transcript is spliced from 7 exons. Gene Ontology annotation, molecular function: antiporter activity; xenobiotic transmembrane transporter activity. NCBI's taxonomy places the organism in Eukaryota, Viridiplantae, Streptophyta, Magnoliopsida, Celastrales, Celastraceae. The record is from RefSeq and is a predicted model, not a curated record.